CGAUUUCAUUCACAGUUACUCGGGCUGCCAAGGAGCUGAAGCGGUGGUUGUUUCAUUCGCCCAAGCGUUAUUACUGCAGAUCGCGAUUAAUUCUCGACUUCGGCGCAAAGCGGGUCACAUCAGGUAGCUCCAACCGCUCCUCACAGAGGGAGAGAGAGCAGACAUAGAGCAGCGCUACAUGCGCGUGCUCCUCCUCCUCACAGCAGCAGGGAGUGCGCUGCGACCACCGAAGAUGGCGACCCUGAGACAGACGGCCCACGGCCUCGCCGCGAAGACCGUCGCCCGCGAGGACGCGACGACGUCUCGAUUACUGGCCCUCGAGGCGGAGCGCCGCGAGUUGCAAGCCAGACUCGCCGCGAACGAGGAGCGGCAGCGGGCACUAGCUCUAGGCAAGGACGUCGAGCCCAAGCCGCCGCGCGUGCUCAAGAAGUCGUCUUCAGCGUCGUGCGAAGCGUCCCCAACGGUUUGGUCCGACGAGUGCGAUAUUGACUACGACGUCGAGGACUCGAGUCCAGCCCUGGCGCCGGACGAGUCGACGACGGAGUUUUUACUAGGCGCCGCAUCCCGGGGAAGCUGGCUGGUUGGUCUACUGGCGGCGCAGUCGCUGUCCAGUCUCGUCUUAGAAGCGAAUGAGGUCGUCAUCCAGAAACACCCGGUCAUCGUCUUCUUCCUGACGAUGCUGGUGGGUGCCGGCGGCAACGCGGGCAACCAGGCGGCCGUGCGAGUGAUCCGGGGGCUGGCGGUCGGCGCGGUCGUGCCCGGAGAAAAUGGUGCGUCGUUCGUGUUACGGGAGGCGCGCAUGGCCCUGGUGCUGGCUGCGGCGUUGAGUGUGGUGGGCUACUGCCGCGUCAUCGCCUUCACGGCGAACACGUCGUCGACCGAGGCGCUGGCGGUCGCGGCGUCGCUCUUUUUGAUAGUGGCGCUCUCGAUCGUGCUGGGGGCAGCAUUACCCAUCUUCCUCGAGAAGAUCAAUGCGGGCGCCUCGAAUGCGGCGACGACGAUCCAGGUGGUCAUGGACGUCUCGGGCGUGCUCAUCACGUGCGCGGUGUGCGGCUACCUGCUGGACGGGACGUCGCCUUUAGCGGUAUUGCUGCCGGGGGUUGCGGGGUAAGGUGUGGAGU
Molecule: messenger RNA, 1121 nt
Organism: Pelagomonas calceolata
Lineage: Eukaryota; Pelagophyceae; Pelagomonadales; Pelagomonadaceae
Source: the annotation of a GenBank genome assembly